Messenger RNA from Athalia rosae (coleseed sawfly), 6780 nucleotides. RefSeq names its product nuclear pore complex protein DDB_G0274915. Lineage: Eukaryota; Metazoa; Arthropoda; Insecta; Hymenoptera; Athaliidae. Bases 207 to 5132 code for a protein of 1641 amino acids. The transcript is spliced from 5 exons. The record is from RefSeq and is a predicted model, not a curated record.
GAAAAAACUGCGAUGUAAGUAAAAAUUGUUGAUUUUGAUUCGAAGAUUAAAAUUUGAAAACGGGUUUGAAUCGGCAGCGGGGAGUUUAGUGUCUUGAAGUUGGCGACGCCGCGGCUCUCGAAUGUUGAACGGAGCGCCGCAAGUUCCGACAACUCGGCGUGUGUGGUCUCUUUUCAAAUAUGGAGAGGUUAUCUUUUUAAAGUAAUAUGUGGGAUUUAAGGAGUCGAAAUCGGGGCAUUUUCGUGUUAAUAAGUGUGCUUAGCGGGUGCGCGGUUUUAUACAAUGCUUGGGGUCCGAUUCUUGGCCUUACCGUAUCAAUAAUCGUAGUUAUAUACGUGUGUUACUGCUUACUAACCAACAGCAGCAUUCUAUCGCCACGAACGUUAUUUUUCGUCAAAUAUUUAGAGGAGGCUGGUCAAGAAAUAAAUGAUAGUUUGAAUACCGCAUCCUUUUACUUAUCUUCCGUCAUCCGUAAGUUUUCUAUCUUUUUAAAUAAUUAUUAUCGAACUCACGUCGCGUCAAAAAUGAGCAGAUUUCGUCAAAAUACGUAUCAUUUGAGCAAUGACACACGCGAUACUUCAAGGAACUCUUCAAGGUUUGAUUUAACCACAAAUCCACUUAGUCCAAUACCGAAAGACCACUAUCUAUCCGGCCCAAACAUUGACACUAACCUAGAAAACAUCCCCUAUAAUAAUCUCGCCAUGCAUCGUCCCCUUGAAAACAACUACCCUGGUACAAAACAUACGUCGACUCCCUUGGGACAGUGGCGCAAAGAAGGAAAUCUUUCAUCUCCUAACGAAGGAAUAGGACUCUUUACACCUGCCCGACCACUUAGGUCAGAAACACACCAUGCCUAUAGUCCACAUCGUACAACGGUGAAUGGAAAUGAAACUGUUUAUAGUCCGAACGGUUCUCCAUGGGGAACUAGUAUCAGUCCAAAAAUGAGAUCUAAGGCAGGCGGUGUCAAAACCGUGCAAACUGUAGCUGGACCCUUGCUUGCCUCUACAAGAUACAACAUCGAUUCGAAAAUAUAUUCGGAUGUAACAUCUCCAGGAUUGAGUUCGAGGCUGGCAAAAUAUGCAACUGAAGCAAACAGCAAGCUUACGCAUCAGUCACAGUACUUGACUGGUCAGUUCCCCAAAGUUAAUUUGAACGUGAGCCCUUUACCAUUAAUAAACAUGAAGAAUGCAAAGGUUAGAACCCCGGUGACAGUCAGGAUAGCUCCACCUGAAACAAAUAGGUAUUCGCCACCUGAAAAACAGAAGUUGAUCUCUGAUGUGUGUCGAAAUGAGAGUAGGACAGCUCAGAAUGUUGUUCAAGUAUUAAGAGAGAUAUCGUUGAAGAGACAUGCUUCUAGAGAAGACAUCAGUGCAGAGUUAGUCAAAAAGCAAAGAAAAGAAGCUGUCUAUGAAGACAAUUUGGAUGAGCUUGCAGAAAUGAUACAUAAACGCACUAGGGAAGAGUCUCCAAACACUGAGGAGGAAUUAUUUGCCAAAAAUAACCAACUUAGACCUGUAAAAAAAUCUAAAACACCCUCUUGUUACGACGUUUUGAAUUCCUUGAGUUCAAGCAAUCAAUUGGUUUCUGGUGUCAAGCGAAAAGCAAGCACUUUAGAUUUGUCACGAAGCGGAACACCUGACAUUGAGAAACAUUUUAAAGGAGCAGAUAUGGUUCAAACCAUUCCCAAAACAUUAGUUAAUGUAAUUCAAUCAGAACCAGAGUUUACAAAAACCCCACAACGCAAUAUGAAUGAAAAUUCUCCAGAUGUUGUUGAGUCAUAUAAAAAAUUGAACGAACAAACUACGCUAACAAAAGUGAAAAGUAUCUUGAAAGAUGUAGCUAGUACAGGAAUGGUUGUGGAUAAUAAAUCAUCGGAACAUGUAAACAUACAUGAGGAAAAAGAUCUUCAAACUAUGAAAAAAUCACCGUCUAUCGCUAAUGAGCCAACUAACUAUACCAAUAAAUUAUUCAUGAAAGCGGAGCCACAGGCUAACGAAAGAUUGAGAACUUUAAUUCAAGAACAAGGAAAUAUCAGAGCGAAAUUCACCACGGAUGAUGUUGAAGAAAUCAAGAAACAAGAUAUUGUUAAUAUGCGUCAAACUAGUAUGAAAGCUAGACUGCAAAGUAUGUUUGACGCUAUAUCUGGAAAACCUACCAAGAAAAUAAAUCCAGACGUGAUAAUCGAUGCUGAACCAGCCUGUGAAGAAAACACUACUGCGACAGGUGCAUCAUCACACAUAGUCACCUUGAGUUCAACAACUUCGACAACAAACGUGAAUACAUCUCCGAUCGCGUCGUCCGCCGUCUUGCCGAUCAUCGCUGGAACAAAAGCGAAAACAACUUCGAAAAAACACGUCACUUUUAUCCUUCCUGGUUCUCAAUCAUCAUCUAGCAGUUCUGCGAAUGAAAUCACUCCAACUGGAUUCCAAUUGCAAGCUGCCAAAUCAAAUUCUGAGGUCUCGAACUUCAGUUUUGGGACCCUGUCAACAACUACGAGUUCUGCGACAUCUUCUCCUCUGAGUACCCAGAACACAAAUACCAAUACCAUUACUGCGGUAACCAGUACGAUUAAAUCAAGCACGACUCCCCCUUUUCCACCAGUAGAAAAUGCUGCGAAUCAAAACUCCACACCAACUACAGGGAGUCCUAGUCUGAAUGUGAACUCUGUGGCAAACAAUAGUCUGAAUACGGCAACAACGGCUCCAAAGAACACUGAGUCGUUACCUAAAUCUGUCACAUCUACAAUUGCACCGAAUGUGCAAUCUGUCACUCCUAGUUCAGGAAAUGGAACCUCUAUAUCAAACAAAUCAAUCGAUAAUGUUGUGACCAAUACUCAGACGGUUGUUCCGAUGUCUACGUUUGCUUUUGGUACCUCAAAAGUAUCCCCUCUACCAUCCUCUGUUGUUGGAAACAAUCAAUCUGCCUUAGCAAUUUCACAAAAUCAAAGCUCAGUACCUAAUAGUAGCACUUCAACCUCACAAUUCUCUUUCAAUUCCACUUCAACGAUGCCUGUAAAUAAGCCGGCAGCAACAACGUCACCAGUUACAUUUGGUGGCAAUAACAAUGCACCUGCAGCUCAACCAACCACUGGAAGUUUCUCUUUCACGACUAACACAACUGCAAGUCAAAGUCAACCCCUUUCAUUUGGAAAUACCGCUCUGACUCAAAGUACCCCAGCUUUUGGAAGUGCGGGCACUCAAAACCCUCCAGUAUUUGGAAAUUCAAUUAAUUUCCAAAACGUUCAAUCCCCUGGAUGUGGUGCUACAACUAUCACGCAAAACAUUCCGACGUUCGGCAGCAGUCAGAACUCUCCAGCAUUUGGAACUGCUGCGGUGACGACUGCUCAGAACCCUUCAACCUUGGGAACUGUUAGUUCGUCUGCUCCGCCAUCUGCUUAUGGCAACAAUACGUCGAUCACGAGCUCAUCCUUCACUUUCGGAAAUGUGCCUCAAUCAAUUGCAGCAACUCCGGCAUUGGGUGCUUCUGCUAACUCAACGAAACCAUCACUCAUCACAAGUGCAGGAAGUAAUGCAACGUUUUCGUUUGGUUCAUCGGCAACGGCCCCAUCAAAACUGGGUUUUUCAUUUGGCGGAAACGCUGCAGUUACUUCCACUGGUGGAGCGGUAACUGCUAAUCCGGUCUCUACCUUUGGAGCUACUGGAAAUAAUGCAACUCCCGUAUUUGGUGCAUCCUCAACAAGUACAACACCGUCAUUUGGUACACCUUCCACAACUGCACCACCAGCAUUCGGUACUCCUUCAACAACCGCACCACCAGCAUUCGGUACUCCUUCAACAACCGCACCACCAGCGUUCGGUGCUCCUUCAACAACCGCACCACCAGCGUUUGGUGCUCCUCCUAGUACUGCACCACCAGCAUAUGGUACUCCUUCAACAACUGCACCACCUGCUUUUGGGGCACAGCCCACUACCACAACACCAAUGUUUGGUGGAACUUCGACCACUUCAACGCCUGUAUUUGGUGUUACCUCUUCAAGUGCAACAACAUCCCUCUUUGGGACACCUACAACCACCGCAACCUCUGCAAUAUUUAACGCUAAUGCUAGUCAAUCAACAUUCGGCAGCGUAGCAAAUUCUACUGCCUCUGGUGGAUUCGCCACACCGAAAACUACUGCACCACCAGCAUUUGGUUCUCACACGACUGAUUCUGGUUUUAAUUUUGGAGGGGUGGAAGCUGGAAGACCAUCUUUAUUUUCUGGUCUAAGCUCAGAUGCCGCCCCUAGUACGACCGCACCAGCAGCAACUGCUGCUCCUGUAUUUGGAGGUAGUGCUGCCUCAAAGAAUGUUUUUGGCCAAUCAAAACAGCCAUCAAAUUUCGCAGCGAGUCCACCAACGUUUGGAAGCAGUGGAACAUCCAACUUUGGAAACGUGAAUACAUCGUUUAGAGCUGGUAACAAUACAAUCGCCCCUGCAGGAAAUACUUCUGGGUUCGGGACUCAGAAUUCAACAACUCCCGCUUUUGGAGCCUCAAAUACGGCGGCGAAACCUACUUCUGCCACAUCUCCACCGGCUUUUGGAUCUUCCGGUUCAACAUUUGGGUCUACAGCUGCAGCACCACCAGCUUUUGGUGCAAACACUACAUCCUCAUCUGUAUUCGGUUCCUCAGCAACGUUAUUUGGCUCCCAAAAUACAGCUUCUCCAUCUUUCGGAGCUGCUACUAGUAAUACGCCAAGUGCUUUCGGUACUAAUGCAGCACCAGCAUUCGGUGAACAGAAUACAGCUGCUCCACCCGCAUUCGGGACCCAAAAUUCUGGCACAACUACUUUUGGGGCAUCUAACAGCAAUGCCAAUUUGUCGUUCGGAUUCGGAGCAAACCAGGCUCAAACGCAACAAAACACUGGAUUUUCAUUUUCUGGAGCUAGCGGGACAAAUAACAAUACUGCAACAGUCACCCCUUUCCAGUUUGGAGGAACUCCGGCUAAAACUGAGGGAUUCAACUUCAGUGCACCAACAACAACUCCUAAUUUAAAUUUUGGUGCGACAUCGCCACCAUCUUUUGGCACCAUGUUUGGCGCAUCAUCGCCAGCAGUACCUGCAGGUGGAAUGUUCAACAUUGGAGCAGGUUCAACAAGCUCGAAGUCACGUUCGAACAGGUCACGGCGACAAAGAUAGUGGAGGAUGUAAUUUUAAUUUGUUAUUAACAAGAUGUGUUAUCAGUUACAAAAAAGAUAUUGAAAAAAAGCAAAAACGGCAGUUACUUUGACUGAUUAAUAUUCGAGUACAAUAGAAUGAUUUCAAAUUAUAAAUGAGAAUUUGGAUGAAAUCCAAUUCAAGUCUAUGCAACGUUCAAGUUAUUUUGUAUUCAAAUCAAGGUGCGAGAAUAUAUUAUUGUAGCGGUAACAAGAACUAGAUAACGAUAUCAAUAUUAAUCAUAAUAAUAAAACUAAUAGUUACAACAAUGAGGAUAUCAUUAAUAAAAGUGAAGGGCGCACCAUCAUCACCACUUCGAAUCAGUUUUUACUGACGUAAUUUUUUUUUUUCCCCGAUGUUGAAAAUGCCAUUUAUACCUGCUCUGUGUUCAUUACUUAUAAUCGCUUUGAUAUGAAUUAAUUAAACGGUUUUAUGACUGAUGUAAGAACGGUAUUCAUAAACAUUUUCUACCGACUGACUCUUGGUUCUGCAAAAAUAAAAAAAAAAAAGGUAAAGUAGUUUCAAUAAUAUAAUUGUAGUGACGAUGAAAGCUGUUGUGGCGCGACAAUUGAUGACUUCCUAACGAAAUGCUCGUGUCACUUUUCGGUGAGCCCUUUGUUUUCUAAUUCCUCUUAAUAAAAUGAAGUCAAUACAUUUUUUUGUCCAUCGCAACUAUCGCUGAAUAACGAAGAAACGAGAAGAAAAGAACGAGUGUAUUCAACUUACAGCUACAGUUUGCACGGACCUGAUUUUUUAUACGCUCGAUUACUGCACAUUAGACGAUUUCCUGAUUGAACAGGGAAAAAAAUGAUCAUUAGAGUAGUAAUAAUAAUAAUAUCAAGCCUAGAUCCCGUUGACUUUACAGACCACCUAUAUUAUGUUAUCAAAUAUCGUUUGCUGGUUUGUAAUCAAUAAUCAUCUAAAUAUUUUUCAGCCGACUGAUGGUAUUGAGUUAUAAGAAAUUACUUUUGUUAAUUCCUUUCAUUUUAUUUUUCAACUUAUUUCUCCUGUUUUUAUAAUAUGUGAAAAAUUAAUUUUGUAACAGUGUAAAAGAAACGUGUAGAAUUGAAAUACUGAUAUCGGUCUGCACGUGUGUCAAAAAACUAUGUUUUGAGCGUGCUUGUUGUACUCGUGAUGUUAUACUUAUAUAAGUAACAUAAGCGGGGUAGUUUAUUCAAGUAUAUAGUAAUAGUAGUAUAGUUAUGCUAGAAUCAGCAAGUCGAUUACUCCAGCCUUUGAAAGCCAGUCCAAUAAGUAAAUUAUGUUUUCAGUUGGAUCCCUCGCCAGUGCGUCUAGGGUUUGUACAAGUAAAUUUGUAUUUUAGUUAAGACUGAAAAUAUGAAUGUAAUGGUAAAAGUAAAAAUUAAAAAAAAAAAUGCACAUGCGAAUUACAGGAUCCGACUGUAAUUAUAUUUACUAAGCGAAUAAAGAUCAUCGUUUUAUCGAAGUCUACUAUAAAUAUCCGAACUAUUGUUAAUUUGUAUAAGAAUAAAUAUACCACAACGAUAGAUAAAACAUUUAGAAGUUUUAAUAUUUAGUAACACGGUGUUUGGCACAUAAUAUAUAAUAUUAUCAAUUACCAUGCAUUAGAUCAGCGAACGAUAAUAAAUAAUGUUCUCAUAUUGUUUAA